AUGGAUUCAAAUUACGAUCAACAGCAAGGUUCUUCUGGCGGUGGUGUUUUUGGUGCAGUUGAACGUGGUAUUGGUGAUGUUGAAGGUAAAUUUCGUGGUAUGGAAGAAAAACAUGAAGAACAUGAAGCUGAAAAAUAUGAAGGUCGUGAAGCAAAAGAUGCCUACAAAGAACAGCAAGAUUAUUCGCAAGGAAGACAGUAUUAA
Molecule: messenger RNA, 204 nt
Organism: Didymodactylos carnosus
Lineage: Eukaryota; Metazoa; Rotifera; Eurotatoria; Philodinida; Philodinidae
Source: the annotation of a GenBank genome assembly